AUGGAUAUACUUGGCCUCGAUCUUAAAGCACCGGGUACACCAUAUAAGGAAUUCGUACUAGCCUUUUCUUGGGCCGUUUACAUUUUUGAACAAUAUUUAGGUGUCCGUCAAUAUCGGAAACUUCGCGAACCAAAUCCACCAAAAUCUCUGCAAGAUAUUGAAGAAAUUCGGGAGAAAUUUCAUAAAACACAAGAGUAUGGCCUUGACAAGGCGAAGUUUGGGUUUGUGUCGGGUUUGUUUGGACAAGUACAAAGUACGUGGAUAAUCGUGUGGGAUGUACUUCCAUGGUUAUGGAAUCUCUCUGGAGAGUGGUUGACAUAUGCCGGGUACGGGACGGAUUAUGAGAUAACACAAUCAUUGAUUUUCACCGUAACAAUUACUACUAUGUUAUACUUCAUAUCCCUCCCUCUAAGUCUUUACUAUACUUUUGUUAUUGAAGAGCGUCAUGGUUUUAACAAAAUGACUUUAGGAUUAUUUGUUAUGGACACGGUUAAGGGUUUUUUGAUUACUGGGGUUAUAGGUCUUCCAAUUAUAGCUUUAGGUUUACAAAUCAUCAAGUGGAGUGGUGACAAUUUCUACUUUUAUGUUUGGGUGUUUAUGAUAAUUUUUAAUUUCAUACUACUUACCAUUUACCCAACACUUAUUCAACCUUUGUUCAAUAAGGUUACACCACUUCCCGAAGGUGAACUUCGUGAACAAAUUGAAGCAUUAGCCGCCCGUAUUAAUUUCCCUCUCAAAAAAUUACAUGUAAUAGAUGGUAGUAAGAGAUCUGGGCAUUCUAAUGCCUAUUUUUAUGGAUUUUUCAAAAAUAAGCAAAUUGUUAUAUAUGAUACCUUAAUAGAACAAGCGAAUAAUGAGGAAAUAUUGGCCGUUGUUGGUCAUGAAUUAGGACAUUGGAGUCUAAAUCAUUCCGUAAAAGUUCUUACCAUUUAUCAGAUUCACAAUUUAUUCCUAUUCUUUGUAUUUUCUCAAUUUAUUAGCAACACAGUUCUUUAUAGAUCAUUCGGGUUUGAAACACAGCCAACUUUGAUUGGAUUUAUAUUGUUUCAAUUCAUUUAUGCUCCUAUUGAGAAUGUUGUUGCAUUUUUGAUGAACAUAUUAAGCAGAAAACAUGAAUUCGAAGCCGAUGCUUUCGCAAAGAAAUUGGGUUAUGGAAAACAGCUUCGUACAGGAUUAAUCAAAAUUCAAAUAAAAAAUUUAGGAAAUAUAAAUAAUGACGCGUGGUACUCAGCAUAUCAUUUUUCACAUCCACCUCUUCCAGAAAGAUUAAAUGCAUUAGAAAAAAUGGACUAA
This is a messenger RNA of Funneliformis mosseae, 1293 nucleotides long. NCBI's taxonomy places the organism in Eukaryota, Fungi, Glomeromycota, Glomeromycetes, Glomerales, Glomeraceae. The record is from the annotation of a GenBank genome assembly.